This is a messenger RNA of Candidula unifasciata, 2436 nucleotides long. Lineage: Eukaryota; Metazoa; Mollusca; Gastropoda; Stylommatophora; Geomitridae. The record is from the annotation of a GenBank genome assembly.
AUGGCACUCAAGUUUGGUCCACAAUGGUUGCGUGACCUGUCUGACGGUGGGGCCAACGGUUCCCAGCCAGGUACGCCCACCAUGAGUGUGAAGUUCAAACUGACAGAAUACAGGUAUGGCAGAGAAGAAAUGCUGUCACUGUUCCAGGAAAAUAGCCCUCCCCCCGACCAGGUCCGGAAACACCUGUCCAUUUUCUCCACAGAAAUUCAGAAGCCCGUCACUAUGUCACCUCUUACAGAAGAUGAACAGCGCCUGGUCUCACAAGGGUUUAACAGUACUGUGGUACUCAGAGCUGUGGGUCGCAGCUCUGGUCCUCCACUUCGAGCCAGCAGAGGUGGGGGUACAGCCGACCGGAGCAGAGGGAGAGGACGUGGUCGGGGGGAGGGCUAUAACCUGCGAUCGGAGAAUGGCGAUGUCGGGUACAGUCGGCAGACACAAGAUGGCUGGGAACAUGUUGGCAGAAAAUUUGAACGCAGUUACUCACGAGGUUACGAUGAGUCAGGCACUGCGAAGCGAGAGUUUUCAAGGUCAGCCAGCGAUAACUGGCGAGAUAAGAGGCAUGAUGAUGAAGACGAGGAAGAGGGUGGGGUCCCAUGGAGAAACACUCGGGAGGCAAACACAAGAUGGGGUCCUCCGACACGGUCAAAUUGGCGAGAACCACAGAGGGAUUUGCUGGGAUUCGAAGGUGACAGAAGACCACUACCUCCGCGACGAGGCUUUGAUCAGGAGGCACCAUUACCUCGUCGGGCAAGUGAAUCAUAUGACAAUGAAGGAGAAGUUCCAGAGUGGGUUGAAGAUGAUGUCGGGGAUGACCCAGGCACCUUUGAUUCCAGCGGAGCUUUUGUGUCAACAAAGGAAGUAAGUUUCCCAUUUAAAACAGGUAACCACCACCCCUCACAGGUAUCCGACCACUUAACCACCUCAGAAGCUCACACCAUCAACACCGGUGAAAGAGUAUCCCUCACACAGUCCUCCAAGCCGCCCUACAUCCCACCCAAUGCUCGCAACGGCACUGGAGAUGUCGAUUCCAGGUCACACGAUCAGUCCAAGGCACAACUGGCAAGUAACAAGGGGCAGCCAGAUUCUGUCAGUGUGCUUCCUGUCUCCAGCAAGACUGGCUCUUCUAAUAAAGGGGAUGGAGACACAGGCUUCAGUUUUCCCAGCAAGAAAGGUGAAGAAGCAAAUGGGAACUCUUCCCCGUCGGAACACUACACAGACACCUCCACGCCUGCUUCACUUCAGCCCUCGUCAGCGGUCCCAAAGCUGGAGCAGGUCACACGGCCACGGUUGACAAACCCGGAGUUUUUACACAUGGAGAAGUCAUUACAGAAUCUGGUGGCUUCUAUGGCAGCAGUAAGUUUAGAGGGCAGACAACUAGAUGUCUCACAGGGUGCUCUUCCCCUGACCCACGAACACUCCAGCAAGUGGUUCUACAAGGAUCCUCAGGGGGAGAUUCAAGGUCCCUUCACCAACGAGGAGAUGUCACAGUGGUUCAGUGCCGGAUUUUUCACCAUGAGUCUCUUGAUAAAGAGAGGUUGUGAUGACGCAUUCAAACAACUAGGGGAGCUGAUCAAACGAUAUGGGAGAGUUCCGUUUUUGCCUGGGCCACCUUUGCCUCCAUUAAUUACAAGUAUUUCCCCUGAGCCUGUUGUGAUACCAACCUCACCCCUGACCCUCCCUUCCUUUGUGUCGUCGACCCCGGCAGCCCCACUGGUGGGUCCUGGGUUGCCUUCUGUCCCCGACCCACUCAUCCUACAGCACAUGUUGUUACAGCAAGAGUAUCUUAAACAGACAUUUUUGAUGAGGCAGAUGCAAAUACAGACUCUCCAUCAGAUGCAAGAACAGGACAGCUUCAAGUCACUCUCCCCAGAACAGCAGCAGCACCUUUCCAUGCAGAUGAUGGCACAGACCAACCCUGUUUUCAUGCAGCACUUCCAGCAGUUACAGCAGCAACAGCAGCUGGUGCUUCAGCAACAGCAGGAGCAGCAAAAAGUGGCUUCACCCGGGGUCACAGUUGAAGUGCCCGCAGGAAUAUUCUCACAGCCCCCGUCGUCCAUCAACAGCACAGUAACAGCAGCAUCAUUAACCACCAACAACAACACAGCCAUGACUGAGAAACCUGCGGAGGAGAGUUCGGCCUGGGCAUCGCUGCAGCAGUAUCUGAUACCAGCCGCCCAGCAGGUGGCGCCACCUGCCUCACUGUGGGAUAUCGAUGCUGCUAAUGGAACACUGACCCCAGCCUACCUGGCUCAGUUGGAGAAAGCCAAAAGAGAAAAGAAGGAGGAGAAGUUAAAGGAGGAAGAGAGGCUACGCCAGGAGGAGCUGGAGAAGAAGCAAGAAGAGAUCAGGAGGCAACAGGAGGAGUUGGAACGACAGAAGGCACAGAUGAGGAGAGAGUUAGAGGAGCUGGAGAGACAGAAGCAGAUAGAGUUGCUA